AUGAUUAGUAGUAGUAGAAGUAGCAGCAGUUGUAAUAGUAGGAGUAGUGCCACAACGACCACGACGAGAAUAAAUAUAUUUAAAUGCCUGCUAAGAUUUGUAUAUUAUCUGCUACUCUUACAAAACACGUACUCGUUAAAUCACCAUAGAUGUCUUCUGGUCUAUUUUUGUCGUUGUGCUUUCCUUUUAUCAAGUUCACAUCAUGAAUUCAGUUUCAACAGACCUUUGAGCAGCUCGUCAUCAUCGUCAGGGAGUUGGUGGUCUAGUAGAAGGAAAAAGAGACACGAUUAUCAUUUACAUCACGCAGGGGUUGUAGUGACAAUCGACCGUUACGUGGAAGGAAAGAAUAAAUGGCUGAUACACAAAGGCGAAGAUUACGGUGAUUCUUCUGAUACUGUCAUAACAGAUGCCGAUUCUAUGAGUUCAAGGUAA
Mytilus californianus (California mussel) is the source of this 432-nucleotide messenger RNA. RefSeq lists its product as uncharacterized. The transcript is spliced from 4 exons. The coding region runs from base 1 to 432 and encodes 143 amino acids. Lineage: Eukaryota; Metazoa; Mollusca; Bivalvia; Mytilida; Mytilidae. The record is from RefSeq and is a predicted model, not a curated record.